Messenger RNA from Pelodiscus sinensis (Chinese soft-shelled turtle), 1867 nucleotides. Lineage: Eukaryota; Metazoa; Chordata; Testudines; Trionychidae. The record is from RefSeq and is a predicted model, not a curated record.
CCCCCCCCCCCCUCGCAGCCGGUGCUGGGGCUGGGAGGCGAAAGAGAAGAUGGAGGCGUUCAAACUGCGCGCCUACAGCCGGCGGAGACAGAAGAAGGUUCACUGUUCCUCCCCGCUACCGGGGGUGGCUGCGUCAAUCCCCAGAGGCAGCAGCAAAGCGGGCCCCUUCCAGCCCUGCCGACGCCUCUUUGCCCCACCCUUGAGGGAGUCCAAUGCCCAAAGUGUGAAGGGAAAUCCCAAUGUGAAAGCCUUAUCAAAAAUCAAUGAAAACUUUGAAGUGACCAAAGUGAACAAUUCAGCUGAUCAGAGUGUUCAAUUAAAUGAUGAGAAAAUCACAAACACGGACAUCAGAGGAAAAAGUACUACACAGUUAAAGGAAUCUCUUCAAAGCAACUGUGAAAGUAACGAAAGUUGGAGAAACAGUGAGACUACUUCAGGAAUGACUCUGCCUACAGGGGUCUCUACCUUUCUACUGGACUGCUUGGACAUGGAUUCCAGUACAGAAUCUAUUGAUAGCAUGAAUAGUUGCCCAUCACCUGAAAUAUUCAGGAAUGAAGAUAGUUUAGACAGAAAUAAUUCCAAUCCUGAGGAGUGUCUCAAAUAUAAGAAUUCUACUCUCCUGGAUACCAGCAAAGCAGUGACCAUAGAUAAGAUGCCACAGCUUUCAAAUCUUUCAGAGAUAUUGGAGCCCAUAUAUGAGGGUCAUCAAGACCAAUACGUUGGGAGAGAGUCACCAACAAAAUGCAAUAAAGAUUCUUCUAAGUUGAUGAAUGUUUCAACAAUCGUGGCAGGAAAACAAGUGGGCAAAAUUAUGUCUAGUACUGAAAAAACUCCUGAUGCAAAAAUCAGUUUGUUCUCUUCAGUAUCUGGAAGACGAAAGAGACAGCUUGAUAACCAAAUUAUUCCUAAAAACAUGAAGUGCCGAAAAAAAGUAAAAUUCAGCAGUCUGUUGAAGAAUGAGACCUCUUCAUGCCAUCACCUUGUACCUGCAGAAUGCACUUUAACUAAAUCACAAGAGUUGAUGGCAGAAAUGCUGCCAUCCAAACAAUUAGACAUAGAGAUGGACAUGAAUUCUAAAGUAUUGAUCACAGAAAAACACAGACAACUGCUAACAAGCACAGCAUACUUUCAGCCAGAAGAAUUGGAGGUGAGGUACAAAACACUGUUUAACUUGUCACCAGUGCACAAGACCUCUUUUGGUGAAGACUUAUUCCUAAAUUCAUCGGGUCCAUAUGUAAACUCAGAAGAAAUUGCUCCUGCAUCUUUGAGUUUAGAAGAAAAAACUGUUAAUCAGUCUGUGCACCACGAGGAAAGACAAAACAAGAAAUUGAAUAGAAAAAACAAAGAAAUCUGCUCUAUUGUUAAAACUUCACCAGGGCUUGUCAUCUCAAUGGGUCACCGAAUUCCAGUGAACAGAAAUAUGUUGAAUCCCUCUGAAGGAAUAACUGAAGGAAGAAAUGUCAAGAGCAAGUAUUUGGAGGACUACAUCAAAUUCGGCUUCACUUGUCAAGAAAAAGGUGUGGAUUUGCCACAAUGUGUUACAAGUGCAUUCUACAAUAAGACAAACAAUGCAGUGCAUGCUCCCUACAUUGUUGCAUACAAAAUUACACAGGCCAAGAAGCCUCAUACCAUUGUAGAGCAACUUGUGCUCCCACGUGCAAAAGAGAUGCUGCGGCUUGUUCAUGGCGAGGAAGCAGCAAGGAAGCUGAAUGAUAUAUCUGUCUCUAACGACACACUAUCGAGACGGAUAAAUUAGAUCACAGAACAUCAGUGAACAAGUUGUGGAUGAAAUAAAGAAGUCUCCAUUGUUUGCCAUACAAUUGGAUGAAUUGACCGACAUAGCAUUGUGCUCUCAGCUAUUGGUGUU